UCCUUGUCCAACUUGCCUAGUUAUGUAAACUGUGUCAUCACGAACAAAAACAAAUUUGUAAAUUGUUCUGCUAGCAUACUGUGCUGUGAGUGAUUGUAAGAAACGAAAACAAUGGACCUAGAAGAAGAAAAACCAAGUAUUGACUUACCAUUGAUCUCCCCAGAAACUGCAAUAAAAUCAAGACAUGGAUUCAGCAAAGUUGAGAUUGUUGAGGAGGUGAAGAAGCAGCUUGUGCUAGCAGGGCCUCUUGUUACUGUUAAUUUCUUCAUUUUUCUUUUACAGGUGAUUUCGGUCAUGUUUGUGGGUCAUCUUGGAGAGCUAGCACUUUCAGGUGCUUCCAUGGCCACUUCUUUUGCUUCGGUCACUGGCUUAAGUUUAUUGAAAGGACUGGCAAGUGCAUUAGACACAUACUGUGGUCAAUCUUAUGGAGCCAAGCAAUACCACAUGCUUGGUAUACACCUGCAGAGAGCCAUGAUAGUUCUUCUACUUGCCAGCGUUCCACUUGCAGUUGUAUGGGCCAAUGCCGGGGCCAUUCUGGUGUUCUUGAAGCAGGAUCCAGAAAUAUCAGCUGAGGCUGGGCGUUACGCUCGUUACAUGAUUCCCACCAUUUUUGGUUUUGCAAUCCAGGAAUGUCAUGUCAGAUUCUUGCAAUCCCAAAACAAUGUGAUUCCAAUGAUGGUUUGCGCAGGAAUUACGACCUUUCUUCACAUCUUUACAUGUUGGAUUCUUGUCUUUAAGUCCGGACUUGGAAAUAAAGGUGCUGCGUUGGCAAAUGCUAUCUCCUACUGGGCUAACGCACUCUUACUUAUUCUUUAUGUGAGGAUAUCUCCCUCUUGUAAGAAGACUUGGACUGGUUUAUCAAAGGAGGCCCUGCAUGGAAUUCCCAAUUUCCUUAAACUAGCAAUUCCUUCAGCUAUAAUGGUCAGCUUGGAGAUUUGGUCAUUUGAGAUGAUGGUUCUGUUAUCUGGUCUUCUUCCAAAUCCUAAACUUGAAACAUCUGUCCUUUCCAUCAGCCUUAACACAUGUGCUUUGACUUAUAUGAUACCCCUUGGUCUUAGUGCUGCUAUAAGUACAAGAGUCUCAAAUGAACUGGGUGCUGGGAAACCACAAGCCGCUCGUCUAGCAGUAUGUGUUGCGACAUUCUUGGUCGGUACUGAAGGCAUUUCGGUGGCCUCCUUAAUGAUCCUUGGUCGUAAUGUAUGGGGCACCUUUUAUACAACAGAAAAAAUAGUAGUGAACUAUGUGGGAGAAAUGUUGGUUUUUGUUGCAGUAUCUCACUUUUUUGACGGAAUUCAAUCUGUGUUUUCAGGCACUGCUAGAGGAUGUGGAUGGCAGAAGAUUGGAGCGGUAAUUAAUCUGGGUGCAUACUAUCUUCUAGGCAUUCCUUGUUCUGUAAUCCUUGCUUUUGUCUAUCAUUUUGGUGGGAAGGGACUGUGGACAGGCAUUAUAGUAGCUCUGUUUUUCCAAGCAUUAGCGCUUUUUGUAGUAACUCUUCGCACCAACUGGGAGAACGAUUCAAAGAAAGCUAAUGACAGGGUCUACCGUGCAGUCAUACUUGAUAAUUCAUCAACAUAAAGGGUGCAAAGAUCUUAGUAUAACUUGUUUGCCUGAAGAAGAGAAAUUGCAUUAUAGUAUCAAAACUGAAGUUAUCGUUCACUGAUCCUGUUCUGGAUUAGGAAAAAAGAAGAAGUAAUGACCAAUUUCAGAAACUGAAUGUAUGAGCCAGGCCAUUAAAAGCACUCCCUGUUCAGAUAUAUUUAUAGCAAAGUUUCAUUCUCAAUUCAA
This is a messenger RNA of Populus trichocarpa (black cottonwood), 1785 nucleotides long. Its product is annotated as protein DETOXIFICATION 16. The transcript has 8 exons. Gene Ontology annotation, biological process: xenobiotic detoxification by transmembrane export across the plasma membrane. Gene Ontology annotation, cellular component: membrane. The record is from RefSeq and is a predicted model, not a curated record. Bases 112 to 1575 code for a protein of 487 amino acids. Gene Ontology annotation, molecular function: xenobiotic transmembrane transporter activity; antiporter activity. Lineage: Eukaryota; Viridiplantae; Streptophyta; Magnoliopsida; Malpighiales; Salicaceae.